UGUGGGGUUACGCAUGGGGCGUGAGAAAAUAAAGUGUGGGAAAGAGUGGGCGUUCGCGGCGUAGUAAAACAUUUGAUAUGUUGUAGUGAACCGAACACAUAUUUACGAACGCAGUGCGCCAGUAGCAAUCGUUUCGUUUUAUGAAUGUGUGCGUAGCCUUAGCGGGUACAUUGAGCUCAUGAAGCGAAAUAGUUGCGAUGUGUGAGGAAGAGACCGACGAUUGACCGGAGAUCUCGUGGGAAACGACCUUUGUUAUGUACACUGAUAUAUACAUUAGUAUAAACAAAAAAUCUAUUCUGGAAUUUAAUCGCAUGCGAUGGGAGUCACUGGACUGUGGCGGCUAAUAGAGCCAGCCGGCAAGCCCGUGCCGGUCGAGACAUUGGAAAACAAAGUGCUCGCAGUCGAUAUUUCAAUAUGGUUGCAUCAGAUGGUGAAAGGCUAUCAGGAUGCAAAAGGAGCUCCUUUACCAAAUGCACAUCUCAUGGGAUUGUUCCAACGUCUCUGCAAACUGUUGUACUUCAGAAUAAAACCAGUUUUUGUAUUUGAUGGAGCUUUCCCUGAAUUGAAAAAAGAAACUAUUGCUAAGAGACAAGACCAUAAAGCAAAGUACAAUUCAGAAUCUGAGAGGAUUAAGAGAGAACUUGCUCUAUUGUUAAGUAAGAAAACUGCAAUUAGCAGUUUAUUAGGAAAAGAAAUAUCACCACCGAAGAAAAGUGCCAAUACAUCCGCAGAUAAUGAUGACCUGUUUAAACUGCCCACUUUGCCACAGCAGGAGGAUGAAAGUGAAUCAGAGUCUGAUGAUGAACAGAACUCCAGCAGCUCCAGUAUUGAUCUUCACACAGUAGACUUGCAGUCUGAUAGCUUCAAGAAUUUAGGAGUCAAGGAAAAGUAUGAUCUACUUAUUGAGUUAAAGGAAACAAGAAAAAUGAAUUCAUGGGGACGACUCAAAGAGCUGCCCAAGAACAGUGACACAUUUUCUGAUUUUCAAAUGCAGAGGUUGCUAAAGAGAAGGAAAAUACAAGAAUGUCUUGAAGAGACAGAAAAAGAAAUGGGUGAUACAGGAAUGUCCUUAAAUGAUUUAGAAUCCUUACUAAAUGAAGAAGGUAUUGACACCAAAAUAGAAACAUUACCCUCUAGGCGCAUUGCAUCCAAUGUAUCCACAAGAUUUCUACUCAUCAAAGAUGUAAAGCAAGCCUUGGAAGAUGCAAAGAAAAGGAAAGAAUUGGAAAACAACCCAACCACUAGCAAAAUAGAAAUUACUGAACUUGAUGAAAAACCAACACCAACAACUAGUCAGCCAAACAAAGUUGAUGAACUAGAAGAUGAUUUACAGAAAGCAAUUAAAAUGUCAUUAGAAUGUGCUGAUGAACAAAAUGAAGCUAACACAAGUGUUGUAUCUAAAACAGAUGACUCUUGGACAUCAUGUAUGACUGACACAGAUUAUUCAUAUACAGACUCUGAAGAAGAUGAUGGCUUUGAGCAACCUGACAUGACCAGUGCCAAAUCUUAUAUCAUGCAGUACAGCGAUUUUACACACAGAGCCAUUAACAAAAUUGUAACAGAUCGUAAAAGGAAUAAAAAGAAAGUGAAAGUACCUAAAGUUGAUGAAAUAUUGGAAGAAAUUAAUAACGAGAAGUCAGUUAUUGUUGAUAAUAUUGAAUUAACAUCUAGUGAUGAAGAUUGUGUUGAAGGUGGUGAAUUAUCUGAUAGUAGUGGAGAAGAUGAGAAAGUUGCAAGUGAGCCUAAUAACUCUUCAGAAGAUAAGGAAACAGAGAACAAUUUUGAUUCCACCCAAGCGUCAGUAGUUUGCGUUGAAAAUCCAGAGCCAGAUAUCAUCAACCUAGAUUCUAGCAUAGAAGAAGCAGACAGUGUAACUGAGAAAGAGAAUGCUUUCCCUAGAGUUGAAAUAAAACAAGAAAAUGAUUCUAGUGAUGAAUUUGAAGAAGUCAAUACUGUAGAAAAAGAUGAAAGUGAGUCCAGUGAGGAUGACUUUGAAGAAGUACCUGAAGAAGAAACUAAAACGAAAAAGCCUGUUGUAGAACUUACAUUAAAUAUGGGUGAUGCACCAGGUGAUGAUGAUAUAUUUGCGGAUAUAUUCGAAGAUAAAAAGGAUGUUGUGAGCGAUAAAAAGGAGUUUGUGAGUAAUAAAAAAGAAGCAAUAAAAGAUUCUAAGACUGAUAACGAAGUGUCAUUUAUUAAGGCGGUCAAUACAAACGUUGUACCAGAAGAAGUAUUUAAAAUACCUGAUGUGCCUGCACUGAAAAGUAUUAGCAAAAUUGUUGAACAAAAUAUGAAACCACAAGUUCAGACUAAACAGGAUCCUGUGUUACCUCAGGAAGUAGUCAGUACAGUACAAAUAGAUAAUGUUGUUGAUAACUUGAAUCAGAAUAAACCACAAGUUACUGUAAGUUCUGAUAAUAUGGAAAUUGACAAUAAUUUGUCACAUACAGUAAAUGAUGAUGUGCAAAGUAGUAUUAAUGAAGAUUCACACGAAAUAGUAAAAGUUACUAACCCACCUAAAGAGGUUCUAACUACAGAACAGUUAAAUAAUAUGGUUGAAGAAAUGCAAACUGCAGAGGAAGAUUUGGUACAAGAAAAAGGUCGACUGGAUCGUAUCGGUCGUAAUAUUACUGAGCAAAUGACUAAAGAGGCUCAAGAAUUACUUCAAAUAUUCGGUAUUCCGUACAUCGUCGCCCCUAUGGAGGCUGAAGCACAAUGUGCAUUCCUAGAAAGUGUGAAUUUAACAGACGGUACAAUAACAGACGAUAGUGACAUCUGGCUGUUUGGCGGCAGAACUGUGUACAAGAAUUUCUUCAACCAAAAGAAGCAUGUUUUGCAGUUUCAAUCUGAGAGGAUUGAGAAAUCUUUUAAUUUAAGUAGAGAACAGUUAGUACUCUUAGCACUGCUAGUUGGUAGUGAUUACACAACUGGAGUGAGUGGUGUAGGGCCUGUCACUGCCUUAGAGAUUCUAGCCUCUUUCCCAUUCAAUAAGAGACAACUCCUUAGCGAGAGUUCGAAGCAAGGUCGUUACGCACACAUCGUGAAGGGAUUGCAAGAAUUCAAGCAAUGGGUCAGAGCUGGAAAGAGGACUGACAACACUAGCCUUAAGAAGAAACUCAAGAAUGUUGCCCUCACAGAGGAUUUUCCCAGUGUGCGGGUGGUCCAAGCCUACUUAGAACCAAACAUUGAAAAAAGUGAAGACAAGUUCACUUGGGGCGAGCUAGACAUCACAAUAUUGAGAGAUUACACAAAAGCAAAGUUUGGGUGGUCUCAAAAUAAAUUAGAUGAAAUCAUUAAACCAGUCCUGAAAAGAAUAAAAGACCGUAAAACUCAAAGGUCUGUUCAAGACUUUUUCAAGCGGAAAGUUGAGUUUGGGUCAUUAGAGGAACAAAUGAGUAAACGGGUUAAAGCUGCUGUACAAAAGAUGGGUCCUGAGGGGCCCCCCGUAACUGAGAAUGAAAAAACUGAAGAUAGUACUGAGCCUGCUAUUAAGAGAAAGGCUGUAAGCAGUGGGACUAAAGGUGCGAGCGAAGCUGGCACCUCUACUGCUAAGAAACGAAAGAACUUAGAAGAGAAUGUACUUAUAAAUCAAGGCGUAAAGGUUGUGUCACAUGUCAAAGACGGAAAAUCAGAGUUUGAAAUCAAAAUACCGAAAUCAGAUCGCUUCCAAGAAAUGAUUCCACAAAGAGAAAAGGACAAAAAGAGUUUGUUAGAAAACAAAAUGAAAGCAAUAGAACUAUUCAGAAAAACUAAAAUUGAUCAAAAGAAGAAACAUUUCAAACGAAAGGCGUUACAACCAAAAGAAAAGGCGGAGCUUUCUGAAAGCGACAGCGAUUAAAUUAUUUUUUUAUUACGUUACAAUAAAAAUGAAAAGCAUUUGUAAAA
Molecule: messenger RNA, 3885 nt
Organism: Helicoverpa zea (corn earworm)
Lineage: Eukaryota; Metazoa; Arthropoda; Insecta; Lepidoptera; Noctuidae
Gene: mus201
Product: DNA excision repair protein ERCC-5 homolog
Exons: 7
Coding region: 317-3838 (1173 amino acids)
Biological process (GO): nucleotide-excision repair
Cellular component (GO): nucleus
Molecular function (GO): DNA endonuclease activity; single-stranded DNA binding
Source: RefSeq, a predicted model, not a curated record